AUGGGAGAAAAGGAAUCCCAGAGGAAACGGUACGCCCUCGUGGGCACCGGUGGACGGUCCAGCUUCUACUAUACAGCGAUCGCAUCAGACUACAAGUCGACCUCGGAGAUAGUCGGCCUCUGUGAUACGAACCAAACUCGCAUGGACGUCGCAAACGAAAAACUUGAGACACUCGGGCAUGGCAAAGUGCCUACUUUCCUGGCAGUCGACUUCGACAAGAUGAUUACGACGCUCAAGCCUGACGAAGUGAUCGUGACGGCGGGCCCGGAUAGAUUGCACAAUAUCUACAUCGUCCGAGCGAUGGAGUUGGGCUGCAAUGUUGUCACAGAGAAGCCCAUGACCAUCGACACGCCACGCUGCAAAGAAAUCCUGCAAGCCGUCGACCGAACAGGCCAAAAGGUCCGCGUGACAUUCAACUACCGGUAUGCACCCCACAACACGCGAGUGUUUGAGAUCUUGCAGAGCGGCGCAAUCGGCAAGGUAACCAGCGUGCAUUUCGAGUGGAUGCUCAACACGUCACACGGAGCCGAUUAUUUCCGGCGAUGGCACCGCGACAAGCGCAACAGCGGGGGCCUGCUUGUGCACAAGAGCACGCACCACUUCGACCUGGUCAACUUCUGGCUGCAGACGCGGCCAGAGACGGUGUACGCGCAAGGGGACCUAAAGUUCUACGGGCGCGAGAACGCCGAGCAAAGGGGCGUCACCAAGUUCUACACGCGCAGCCAUGGGAGCGAGGUCGCCAAGGAUGACCCAUUUGCACUGCACAUGGAGAAAAAUGAAGGCCUCAAGGCGCUUUACCUCGAUGCGGAACACGAGGACAACUACUACCGUGACCAGAGCGUCUUUAGCGAUGGAAUUUCUAUUGAGGACACUAUGAAUGUGCUGGUCAAGUACAAGAACGGUGCAGUCAUGACAUACUCGCUUACAGCAUAUGCCCCCUGGGAGGGCUUCCGGGUAAGCUUCAAUGGCACGGGAGGGCGCCUCGAGGUCGAGGUCGUUGAGAACAGCUACGUAAACUCGGGCGGUGACCAGUCGCUCGAAGGGUCCCUCGAGAGGCGCACGAUCCUACUCAGGCCGCUUUUCGAGAAGCCUCGGGAGAUUGAAAUUGGAGAGAGUAAAGGAGCUCACGGUGGAGGUGACUCGGUCCUGCUCCAAGAUUUGUUUGGUGAGCCCGUUUCAGACGAAUACAGACGUGCCGCCAGUCAUAUCGACGGUGCAGCUUCGAUCCUUACCGGCAUUGCGGCGAACAUAUCCAUCGCGACGGGUCAGGUCGUGAAGUGCGAUGAUAUCUUGGCCCUUCCGGACAGCGCCCUCGCCCUCAGCAUUCGCGACGGCGAGGUAUCCACCCGCGCGCCUUCUGCGCCCACCUCUAUCGGGCGCAGUCCCUGA
Diaporthe amygdali is the source of this 1389-nucleotide messenger RNA. Its product is annotated as nad-binding rossmann fold oxidoreductase family protein. The transcript has 4 exons. Bases 1 to 1389 code for a protein of 462 amino acids. Lineage: Eukaryota; Fungi; Ascomycota; Sordariomycetes; Diaporthales; Diaporthaceae. The record is from RefSeq and is a predicted model, not a curated record. Gene Ontology annotation, molecular function: nucleotide binding.